AUGCCUACUCCAAACAUUCCACUCGCUCCUGUCCACAACGGAGAAUCCAUUCCUGCAGCUCAACCAGAUAAGAAGGCCACUCAUUUACGAUCGGGCCUGUUACCUUUGGUGCUAGUAGGCCCAGCAGCGGAACUCAACACGGAAACCCUCAAGCAUUAUCUCCACCCUGAAAUUAUCCAGCAACUAUACCAACUCGCGGAAGAGAGAGAGAAGGAUGGCACCGGGACUUCGGCGGACUUGCAGAUCAACGGCGACGAACCACAGAAAUUUAUUAUGGUCAACAAGGACGGCCACAUCGUCGAUGGCCCAUUCCCGCUGCCCUUCCGUAUCGAAGGCCGCACUGGCUCACUUGCAUCAAUUGAACAAGCAUCUAGCGUGUCCCUCAAGAAUGACUUGGCCCCCGUUGUUAUGGCCAACCCAUACCAAGGGCCCGAUGUACCGUUCACAGAGGCCGAACUUGACGAAGCAAUGGAAAUUCUUCUAGCCACCGGCCGUUACCGAGGUUUGUCGCCCACUCAGGAAAAUCAGCUGACUGAAAAGCUUCAAGAGGAACAUGGCUAUUCCUAUCCCAUCAAGAUGAAUUGGAUGGAUUAG
Messenger RNA from Puccinia triticina, 594 nucleotides. RefSeq lists its product as uncharacterized. The record is from RefSeq and is a predicted model, not a curated record. The transcript has 3 exons. Lineage: Eukaryota; Fungi; Basidiomycota; Pucciniomycetes; Pucciniales; Pucciniaceae. The coding region runs from base 1 to 594 and encodes 197 amino acids.